AUGGAGCUUUCCAGCUGGCCGCAAAUCCCAGCAAUCAACCAGAAGAACUACUACACCGACUACCUCAAGAGGGAUGAUCAGUCCCUCGCGUUCCGACUACAAAAUGAGGAGGCCCGGUCCAAAAUGACCAAGGCCGCAAAGGACCGUGAUCGAGCCCUUGCAACGGCCAAGACCAGCGAACCCGCCGCAGAGGCGGAAGCCGAAGCCGAUGAGGAUGCGAAGAUGGAGGACACGGAAGAAGCGCCUGCCGAAGCGGCCGGGUCCAAGGUCAUUGUGAUUCACAUCGGCAGCCAGAACUUGCGAAUUGGCUUAUCGAGUGACGCACUACCCAAGACGAUUCCGAUGGUGAUUGCGAGAAAAUCCGCGACAAGUGAAUCUGAAGACCAGGAGGAACCCAAGCCGAAGCGUUUGAAGCGGGACGACGGUUCUCCUGUGGAGCCGGAGAAGUCGUUUGGGUCUGAGUUCAACAGAAUGUCUGCCGAUCUCAAGGUACAUAUGCGACAGAACAAGCGACGGAUGCUGCCCAACUCCAAGGAGAUGGUGGUCAACUACAAUCGCAGAACAGCUCCAGAGGUCAUUUCGGAACAUAACGACCCCAUGCGGGUCGACUGGACCGAGCUCUCCGACCCUCCACCAGAGUACAUUGUGGGACAGCCCGCAUUGCGUGUACCAGACUUGUCAAAACCCCGAUACAAGCUUUACUGGCCUAUCCAGAAUGGGUGGUGCAACGAGAAAGACUACAAGAGUAAGCGGAUGCUCUUCUUGGACAUUUCUUUGAUCCUUGAAGAUGCCAUCAAAACCCACCUGGGCUUGACCAGCAAGAAAGACUGGCCGCAGUAUUCGUGUGUGUUUGUCAUCCCAGAUCUCUACGAGAAAUCAUAUGUCACCCAAAUUCUCGAGAUGUUGAUGCGAGAGUUUUCCUUUGCCCGCACAUGUUUCAUCCAGGAAAGCCUAGCGGCCACCUUCGGCGCCGGGUUUACCUCGGCCUGCGUCGUCGAUAUCGGGGCGCAGAAGACGUCCAUCUGCUGUGUGGAGGAAGGCAUGUGCAUCGAGAACUCGCGCGUGAACCUGAAGUUCGGCGGGCGCGACGUGACCGAGACUUUCAUCAAGAUGAUGCUCCACGACCACUUCCCCUAUGCCGACAUAAACCUGUGGCAGCGGCACGACUAUUUGCUUGCCGAGGAGCUCAAGAAGAACCUCUGCACCAUGAACGAGGGCAGCGUCUCACCCCAAGUGUUCGACUUCCAUCUACGUGUGGCUGGCCAGGAUACACGCAAAUACAACUUCAAGGCCUACGAUGAAGUCCACCUGGCGCCGAUGGGCUUCUUCGAGCCAACCAUCUUCGACAAUGAACACAAAGUCGACGCACGACGGACACUCAUUGACCGGUCUAUGGAUAUCUACGACGGGCAACUCAAUGACCCUGUCUCUGCUGCGCAGUCGGAGAUUUUAACCGCUCUCGCCCCGCCACUGCCUUCCGAUGACAAGGCGAACGGAGACGCGCCGACGGCACUGUCGGAUGUGCAGGCGACACCGAGCAAACCCCAGCACCCCAGCGCAGUCAGCAAAGUUCAGGAAGCUGAGGCCACUCCUCGGUCAUCUGUUGCCGGCUCCCCAGGACCUGAAGCCGCGGGGACUCCGCAAGCCGGUGGAGCUAGCACGCCUGCUGUGAAGGAUAAGGAGUUGGCUGAGAAGGAGAAGGCACCUCGGGCCCCCUCUGUGGAAGAGCGAGACGACAUCAUCCCGGUGUACCCUCUCGACAGCGCGAUCCUCACAUCCAUUGCUCACGCAGCUCGCUCGGAUGAAAAGAAGAUGCGCGAUUUCUACGGGGGGAUCAUGGUGGUGGGUGGCGGCAGCUUGACUGCGCAGUUCCACCAGUUCCUCGAGGAACGACUGCAAGCUCUGCGUCCUGGGUUUGCCAAGGAGAUCAUGAUUGGAGUUCCUCCGAGAGACCUCGAUCCCCAGGUGGUUGUGUGGAAGGGGGCCAGUGUGUUUGGGAAACUCAGUGGGACCAAUGAUAGCUGGAUUGGGCAGCUGGAGUAUGAUCGACUAGGGCAUCGACUGAUGGCAUACAAGUGCAUGUGGGCGUAUUAA
Molecule: messenger RNA, 2094 nt
Organism: Penicillium riverlandense
Lineage: Eukaryota; Fungi; Ascomycota; Eurotiomycetes; Eurotiales; Aspergillaceae
Product: putative chromatin remodeling complex subunit (Arp8)
Exons: 3
Coding region: 1-2094 (697 amino acids)
Biological process (GO): regulation of DNA-templated transcription; double-strand break repair
Cellular component (GO): Ino80 complex
Source: RefSeq, a predicted model, not a curated record